GCCGAGCUGAAGAGACGGGGCUGCUUCGAGGAACCCGAGGGCGUGGUCACGUGGGAGUCGGUGGUGCGGGCAAUCGACUACCUCCACAGCCAUGGCAUAGUACACCGAGACUUGAAACCGGAGAACAUUCUGCUCAGCGGUGAUGGCACGGUGAAGCUUGCCGACUUCGGCUGGUGCGCCGAGCUCAAGGACCAGCCCCGGAGCACCUUCUGCGGCACCGUGGACUACCUCUCGCCCGAGAUGGUCAACAGCGAGCCGCACGACCACACCGUGGACCUCUGGGCGCUGGGCGUUCUGCUGUACGAGCUGCUGGCGAACAGGUCACCUUUCCGCGCGUCGAACCAGGCGCAGGUGCUUCUCAGGAUCAUGCAGGCUCUCUGCAGCAUGUUUGCCCCCCUCUGGUCCAAUUCUUCUUCUUUGUCCUGGCCACGUUCCGCUCGGCUCGUUCCGCUUUGCGCUGC
Prorocentrum cordatum is the source of this 461-nucleotide messenger RNA. The record is from the annotation of a GenBank genome assembly. NCBI's taxonomy places the organism in Eukaryota, Dinophyceae, Prorocentrales, Prorocentraceae.